Molecule: messenger RNA, 3010 nt
Organism: Acanthaster planci (crown-of-thorns starfish)
Lineage: Eukaryota; Metazoa; Echinodermata; Asteroidea; Valvatida; Acanthasteridae
Gene: gmppa
Product: GDP-mannose pyrophosphorylase A
Biological process (GO): biosynthetic process
Molecular function (GO): transferase activity
Source: RefSeq, a predicted model, not a curated record
GAUCAGCAGAGCAGCCGCCGGAGGCCACGUCAAGACUAGCCUAAAAAACAGAAAUUGAACUAAAGUUUGUUAUUAUAACUUCGUAAACAAAGUCGUGCUCCUGCUUCCAGCAUUGUCCAGCUACAGUAAGGCGCUGGCUAGAACUCCCAUCUGUGACUUCAACAGGAAUUGUAGACAUGUCAUACAAGGCGGUUAUCCUUAUUGGAGGACCACAGAAAGGAACUCGUUUCCGACCAUUGUCUCUUGAGUUCCCCAAGCCUUUGUUUCCCGUUGCUGGUUUUCCUAUUAUUCAUCAUCACAUUGAGGCAUGCAGCAAGGUGGAAGAUCUGCGCGAGAUCCUCAUCAUAGGUUUCUAUCAGCCCAGUGAGGCACUCAGCCGAUUCCUUACAACUUCACAGCGAGAAUUCAAUGUCAAUAUACGAUACUUACAGGAGUACACUUCCCUGGGCACAGCUGGUGGGCUGUACCACUUUAGAGAUCAGAUUCUCAGUGGCCAACCACGUGGCUUCUUUGUCUUCAAUGGUGACCUGUGCUGUAAGUUUCCACUGCUUGAAAUGCUGGAAUUCCACAAACAGCAGGCCAAUGGUCAGCACUUCACUCUGCUGGCAACUGAGGCACCCAAGAGCCAGUCAUUAAACUAUGGAUGCUUAGUGAAAGAUCCUGACACACAUGAGGUGUUACACUAUGUGGAGAAACCUCAGACGUACGUCAGCAGUAUCAUCAACUGUGGCUUGUAUGUGUUCACACCAGAAAUCUUUGAGCAUAUCUCUACAGUCUUCAAGAAAAAUCAGGAUGAAAUCUUCAAUGGGGAUCCCUUCUCAAGCAACAAGGACACCAUUCGUCUGGAGCAGGACAUUUUCUCCCCCCUGGCGGGCACUGGCAAGCUCUUUGCUUACAACUGUGAAGACUUGAUGUGGAGUCAGAUCAAAUCAGCCGGGUCAGCCAUCUACGCCAAUCGACUCUACCUGGGACUCUACCACGACACUCACCCGGAACGGCUUGCCAAGGAUGCUGCAAGCGGACCACACAUCAUCGGGGAUGUCUUCAUCCAUUCAACAGCCCGGGUGGAUCCCACAGCUACUUUGGGUCCCAAUGUGACAAUAGGUGCUGGUGUUCUGAUAGGACCUGGUGUCCGAGUCAGGGAAUCUAUCAUCCUGGAAGGUGCCAAUCUACAGGACCACUGUUGUAUACUGCACAGCAUUGUGGGAUGGAACAGUGUGGUAGGGGCGUGGUCAAGGGUCGAGGGUACUCCCAAGGGCCCUAAUCCCAAUGACAAAUUUGCCAAAAUGGACAGCGACAAUCUGUUUGAUGACCACGGUAGGCUUACCCCCUCCAUUACCAUCCUAGGCAGCAACGUGAACAUUCCUGCAGAAGUAAUGAUAUUGAAUGCAAUCAUCCUGCCUCACAAGGAGAUUCGAAGAACAUUCAAGAAUCAGAUUCUACUCUAAGUGUUUGGAAGCAAAGUGCACCCCAGCAGCACAAACUUUUACACAAGUUAGCUGCUGCAGAAAAGACAGCCAUCAAUGGCCAUCAAAACUGAUAUGCAAAAAUGUUGGGAUCUACACUAUUUUGAAUUACGUGUAGUUGGUGUAACAUGGUGGGGUGUAACUGGUGUGUAAAGUCAAUGCUCAACUCGAGUUUUACCGAAAAUAAACAUUCCAAAAUCACAAUUUGUUUUAAGAUACUGUAGCAAGUACUGAUUCUCCAUGCAGGAAUAAGAGAUGUACCUUUACAUAGCAACGAUGGUUCCUUGGUGGAUACUCACUCAAUGCACAUCACAGAUUUAUGUGGGCUUGAUAUGGGCCGUGCUGAGCAUGUGUAUCCAAUUUCUUUUGGAAUGUAUGGUUGCUAGUGGGUGUGUAUGUAUAGGCCCGGUAGAAAAACUCCCUACGAGCCUAUCUCUUAGCUGCCAGUGAGGGAGAACUUUUUAUAGGAGUGAAAAUAUUUGUGAAAUUGUAUCUUUAGUCUAACUACACGAUACAUACAGGUAUAUGCCUCAAUGUUCCAUAAGUGAAAUUCUUUACUUUCAAUUUUCUAGAUAUUGUGGUCGGUCAUUAAGCAGUGUUUAGGGAUAAAAAAGUUUGUUCUGGUGAGGAUGGGUUUGGAGCAAAAGUCAUUACUCAAGAAAUGGGGGGAAAAGACACAACGUAACCCCACUUUUUCCUAGUUUCACUACCCAUUUUUGUAUCCAUGAAGGGCUUUCCAAGUUGGAUUAAUAGAUGGGUUUAAUUUUGGGUUGUUCAACUCAAUUUUUAUAAACCGCCACUUAGUUCAAAGGUAAAUUUUAGUUUGAAGGGAUAGGGUUUUUCUUGCAAAAGUGUAUUUGUGCUUUGAAAUGUAAUAUGGCAGAUUCAGGUUGCCAACAUGAAUGGUUUUCCAUGAGAAUUGUUCUAGGAAGGUGACAAAAAGAUGAACAUUUUCUUCCGUAAUGCUGAAACUGAGAAACCUAUCAAUAAAUAAACUACAAGUAGUUUUCCAUAAUCAAGAAUUUCAUAUUUGUGUUGAAGUAUAAAUGUAACGUGCUACGAACCACUUCCCAGUGGAAAUGUAUACGUUUUCAUGGCAAAAACACACAACCGAGUAGUGGAGGAUGGAUGCACAGAAUCUGUAUUGAUUACCUCAUGUAGUAAUUAUUAAUUAGAUGAAUUCUAAAUAGAUUGUUUUUAUAUCAAAAGUGAGUGAAAUUUGCACCAUUGUUCAAAGUGUGAUUUUCUUCACCAUUAGAGGCAGAAGAUGGAGGGUUCGGGAUAAGGGAACAUCCAGUAGCUAUAUGUAGUUUGUAAUUGAAGGAUUGUACAAAAUGUGUACUCAAAUCAAUGAAAUUUGAACUGACCCCAUUACACUCCAUCACUUUCUAUUUUACAUGUACAUGUCAAUGCAGACACAGAAACAUGUAGUUGCAUGGAGCACACCAUUGACAGAAUAUACAUGUACAUGCAGUCACGUACAAGGUUGGAAUCGUCGUGCCACAAGUUGCAAAUGACAGCAAGUGAAUGCUUUUGUAAAAGGA